CACGUUUUUCUUUGCUUUGCACGUAUUUUAUUUGUUCUGAAUUAUGGAUAAUCCGGGUCCUAGUUGGUCAUCAGACAAAGACAGGAUGGAAGCUGCCAUGUCUGCCCUUAAUAUGAUUGCACAGGGGAAACGUAACAUGGUUUGUGGCGAGAUUCCAACAGCAGUGAACCAGUUCCAAGAAGCCUGUAAAGUUCUUUCUAAAUCCUAUGGAGAAACUGCCAAAGAGUGUGCAGAAGCCUAUUACCAGUAUGGGCGAGCUCUUUUGGACUUGGCCAGGAUGGAAACAGGAGUACUUGGCAAUGCUCUACAAGGAGUACCAGAGGAAGAAGACGGAGAGAAAAGUGCUGAUGAACAAUUUGAAAAGGGAGACAUGGAAGUUGAAGACCGUUACCGACUUCGAGCAGAAGUUGUUGAUGCUAUGUCUGAAAAAGAACUUGCUUCUGCUGAAAAAGAGAAAGAACAAAAGGAUAAAGAGAAGGACGGGGAAAAGAAAGAUGAAUCGAAUGUUGAAAAAGAAGUGGAAAAGAACAAAGAGAAAGAUGAAUUAAAGGAUGAACAGAAAGAUGAGAAAAAGAAUGAGGAGAAAGAUAAAGAAGAUGAAACGAAAGAUAAAGAAGUAAAGGAUGAAACGAAAGAUAAAGUAAAGGAUGAAGAGAAAGAUAAAGAACUCAAGGAUGAAAAAAAGAAUGAAAAAGAUGAGGAGGAAUGUAAGAAAAUAGAUGAAGAAAAGGACAAAGACGAAGAAUCAAUGGACACAGACGUUGUCGUUAAUGAAACAAAAGAGGUGUUGUCUGUUGAGGAUAAGCAAAAUGAUGCAAAAGAUGAAACUAAGCUGAAUGAAAAGAAAGAAAACAAAGAGAAAGAUGAAACCGAAAUAGACAAGAAAGAGGAAAAGAUGGAUGAAGACCGCAAACUGAAAGAUGAAGACCAAGAGACAAAAGAAAAAAAACCUGAAGGUGAAUCUAGUUCGACAAAAAACAGUACAGAGGAUGAGGAAGAAGAGGGCACAGAAGAGGAGGGCACAGAGGAAGAUGAGGAUGAAAGUGAGGCAGUUGAUACAGCAGAGGAAGGUGAUAACUCUCAGGAAGAAGGAUCACAAGGAGAGAAAGAAGGGGAGGAAAAUGCUGAUGACGUAUCAAAUCUACAGCUGGCUUGGGAAAUGUUGGAGCUGGCCAAAGUUAUAUAUUUGAAAGAUGAAGACAAAGAGGCCAAGUUGAAGGCAUCAGAUGCAUACCUAAAACUGGGAGAAGUCAGUCUAGAGACAGAGCAAUAUGCACAAUCAAUAUCGGAUUUCACAGAGUGCCUAAAUAUUCAGAAAUCUGUUCUUGAUCCAGAUGAUCGGUCACUGGCAGAAACUUAUUAUCAGCUUGGACUUGCAUACAGUUUCAACAAGGAAUAUGAUGAAUCUAUAGACAGUUUCAGGGCAGCAGUAAAGGUGAUGGAAAGUAAGAUAGAUUCACUACAGAAGCGAUUAGACGAUGACAAGUUCCCACCACCAAAAGAAGGAAGCUUUGAUGACCCAAAGAAGCUUGCAGAACAAGAAAUAAAUGACUUGAAAGAAAUAUUACCAGAUAUUAGAGGCAAGGUAGAGGAAGUUAUCGAGGAACGAAGACAAAUUGAAGAGUUGAAGAAGAUGGCCAAAGAGGGCAUGUCUGUGAUCACCGAAAGUCUUGGUCUUCAAAAACCAGAAGAAAAGUCUAAAGAUGAACCAAAAAAGCCUGUUUCUGACAUCAGUCAUUUGAUUCGCAGAAAGAGAAAGCCAGAUGAGGAGGAAGAGCCAGUUGAACCCAAAAAAUCCCGCCAGGAGAAUGGAUCAGGUGACGCCCCACCAAAGGUGAAUGGAGUUAAUGGCGACAAAGAAAGUAUGGAUGUGGAUGAUAAAAAGGCAGAUAGUGAGGCACCUAAACCAACAGAAGCAGUGGCCUCUUGAACAGUUCCUCUUGGGAUCAAUCUUAGUCUUUCUGGAAUUGACCACAGGAACAGUUUUCAUACUAUAAAGGAUGUGUACUGGGGCAUAAAGCUCCAACGGGACUAACAUUCAGCUGUGUGAAUGAGAGAAGUGUUGUGAUCUAAACCUCACUGGUGUAUGUUUGACACUAUACAUGUCAGUGUCACUUUCAGUGAAGUGUUUGUACACUUGGGACCGCGAUGUAAAGCAUGGAUCCUAUUGGGUUUUUUUCCUCAUGGCAUAUUUCAUAUUUACUUCAGCAGGUUUAUACAUUUUGUACAUUUUACACAAACCUGCUGUUUCAUUGAACACAUCAUGUUUAGUUAUUUAUGUUUGCACCUGAUCACUGCUGCAAAUUCUCUGGAAUUUCUGACCGUGCGAUUCCCUAAGAUCUACCAGAGAGGGUGAAUGUACAAAUACUUUAUGUGGAAGCUAAAAUGUUUGACCUAUCAUUUGGCAUUUACAAAGUACAGUUUAUUUAUAGCCACAUUGAUAUGCAUACAAAUUAAUGUGCUGAAGGAUAAAAUGUUGAAAUGAA
This is a messenger RNA of Ylistrum balloti, 2486 nucleotides long. RefSeq names its product protein HGV2-like. The coding region runs from base 44 to 1930 and encodes 628 amino acids. The transcript has 18 exons. The record is from RefSeq and is a predicted model, not a curated record. Gene Ontology annotation, biological process: CENP-A containing chromatin assembly; DNA replication-dependent chromatin assembly. Lineage: Eukaryota; Metazoa; Mollusca; Bivalvia; Pectinida; Pectinidae. Gene Ontology annotation, cellular component: nucleoplasm. Gene Ontology annotation, molecular function: histone binding.